AUGUCAGCGACAGACCCAAAGGAGCAAGUGCGUCGAACAAAGAAUCUCGCGGCUGGCUUCGCACUUUCGCAUGUCAUCAAAUCCGAAGCUUACAUAGAUGACUGUAUCCAUCGGCUCAAGGAACGACUUGUAGUAUUUGCAAGAUCUGAAGAACCGGUCCAUCUUGACGAGUGGUUCAACUACAUAGCUUUCGAUGUCAUAGGAGAGGUUGUCUUCCUGGAAGCAGACAAGGAUCUCAGUGGGUCGAUCGCGAAUCCUCGACUUCUCGUACCAUACGUCAUGAUAGCUGGCUUCUUUCGCACAUUUCAUCGACUAACAGUCGGCAAUCCUUUUAUCACAGAAUAUAACCUCAUGCCUACUCAAAACAUCUUAGAUACAACAUUGAGAGCUACCGAGGCCCGCAAGAAGAAUCCAUAUCUCAGUGUCAACCCACGUGUCGUACACUACAGCCGCGAGCUGUAUGGAGAAGACCCAGGUGUAUACAAUCCGUAUCGCUGGAAUGGUCCUCAAGCCAAAGAUAUCGAAAAGUACUUCGUGGCCUUUGGUGCAGGGUACAAUUCUUGUCAAGGUCGCAGCAUUGCGCAGCUUGAAAUCUUCAAGGCAGCAGCCACACUCUUGGGCGACUUUGACUUCAAGCAGGUCAAUCCGGUUCAAAAGUGGAAGUACGAGGCUUCUUUUGCGGCUUUACCUCCUGAACGGCCUUGUUAUGUGUCUGAAACCUCUCGAUGA
Messenger RNA from Macroventuria anomochaeta, 729 nucleotides. RefSeq names its product cytochrome P450. The coding region runs from base 1 to 729 and encodes 242 amino acids. Lineage: Eukaryota; Fungi; Ascomycota; Dothideomycetes; Pleosporales; Didymellaceae. The transcript has 3 exons. The record is from RefSeq and is a predicted model, not a curated record. Gene Ontology annotation, molecular function: monooxygenase activity; iron ion binding; heme binding.